Messenger RNA from Chlamydomonas reinhardtii, 913 nucleotides. RefSeq lists its product as uncharacterized. NCBI's taxonomy places the organism in Eukaryota, Viridiplantae, Chlorophyta, Chlorophyceae, Chlamydomonadales, Chlamydomonadaceae. Gene Ontology annotation, cellular component: precatalytic spliceosome; U2 snRNP. The coding region runs from base 215 to 502 and encodes 95 amino acids. Gene Ontology annotation, biological process: mRNA splicing, via spliceosome. The record is from RefSeq and is a predicted model, not a curated record. The transcript has a single exon.
CUUUUUCUAUUAUAGUAUUCCCUUGGCAUUAUCAUCAGAACAGCUAGUUCAAGUCUGCGCGACAAGGUGCAACGAAUCUUGGCCUCUGUCUCUAGUCUUUCUUCCUAUCUUCUGGUUUCUUCAUAUCUCACUUCAAUCUGCUUCUUCUGAAUCGAUAGUCAGGGGCCAGGGCCUGCGGGCAAGCUAUUUUCAGCGGCAGAACCCCUAGGACACCAUGGCGACCCUCAGUGACCGCCUGAACAUUAACAGUCAGAUUGAGCACUUGCAAGCCAAGUACGUGGGCACUGGUCACGCCGACCUGACCAAGUUCGAGUGGGCCCUCAACAUCCACCGCGAUAGCUACGCUUCCUACGUUGGCCACCACAACAUGGUGUCGUACUUCGGCGCUGUGGAGAAUGAGUCAAUCGGGCGCGUGAAGUAUGAGUUUCUGCAGCGCAUGCUGCUGCCCUGCGGCCUGCCCCCUAAGGCUCAGGACCAGAGCGAGGACGAGGAGGAGAAGUGAGCGGAGCUGGAGCAUGCGCAGCUGGCGUGGGGUCAGCGGAAGGAGGUGUGGCAGGCUGCAGAGUCUGCCCGGGUCGCAGGGGCCUGCGGGGAAGGCUGGGGUUUCUGCAUCCGAGGCACACGGUUAGGGCUGAAUGCGGGCGGUCUAGCACAUGCCGCUUGUGCCGAGAGAGGGGGCAGGCGUGCCCCCACCGGCUGUAAUAUAGUCCGCCGGCUGUAAUGUAGUUAAUGGUGUUGCAGUGGCAGGCAUGGAUCAUGGGCGUGCCGGCAGCGUGCAGGCAGCGCACGCUAGCUAGCGGCAUGACAAGCGGAGGCGCGGAGGUGUCGUAGCACUGAACGGAGCAGCUGUUGAAGCAAGGCGCUCUUUGCACGGACUGCCAAACCUUAUGCGAAGUUGUAAGCGAACUGGUGG